AAAACACUGAACUCCAGGUAUUUGCCUUGGCGGUCUGCCUGGGCUACUUCUUCUUCGACAUGGGUUGGUGCAUGUGCUACCGGAGCGAGGGGCCGGUCAUGCUGGCGCAUCACGUCACUAGCAUUCUGGGCAUCCUUCUGUCCCUUCUGAUGGGCGUGUCGGGCUGUGAAACCUGCGGGGUCAUCUUCGGCAGCGAGCUCACCAACCCCUUGCUGCAGACCCGCUGGUUCCUUCGCCAGCUGGACCUGUACGACAGCCUGCUUGGAGACGCCGUGGACCUGCUCUUCAUCUUGCUGUUCGCCACGGUGCGGGUUGGCGUUGGGACUGUAAUGUUUUACUGCGAGCUCACCUCUCCCAGAACUUUGCUGAUCAUGAAGCUCGGCGGUGUGGUUAUGUAUCUGUUAGCGUGGGUCUUCAUGGUGGACAUAGCCAGGUUUGGCUACAAGAAAACUAAGGCUAAAUAUAAGAAGUGGAUGGAGAACCACAAGCUUACAAAUAAAGAAAAACUAGCCGGACAUUCAGACAAGAGUGACUGAGAACAUGGACUCCGAGGCUUUAACUUCAUAUAGUUCAAGAUAUUUUUCUGACACCCUGGGAAAUACAAGUAGACUUAUUUUAUACAUGUAGUCAGGGGUCUCCAACUCCAGCACAUUAAAACUUCUGUCCUGCAUCUUAUUGAUGCAUUGAUCCACCAACAUACGCGAAUCAAAAGUCUGAAGUGGUUUAUUUUCCAUAAAUCAAUAUGAGCCAUUCGAUUGAUUCACCUGUGUUGGAACGUGGAUGCAUCAACAGAUCAAGAAUGGUGUCUUUUUGUGCACCGGAGUAGGAGACUCUGCCAUAGCGGAGACAUGUUAGCCCUGGUAGAGCAGUAUAAAUCCUCAGAGGCUUUGGUGGCUGCAACCCUGUUUUGGUUUAUUUAAGUGAUUUGAAAUGAUGGGACAUGAUACUAAUCUCAUUAAGAAGAUUCAGUUGCUCUAUUUCCACUAACCCUCAGAGAACCGAUCCAUGCUGAGUUCGGACAUUGGUUCCUUAUGACCGUUUACACGUCACGCCAGCACGGUUCCUCGCCUCCUAGUGAUGAUCUAUGGUACUACUGCUCUUUAGAGGUAAACAAACAAAUCAGUUGCCAAACAUAACCUCCUGAAACAAAUUCAGGAGAUUAUGUUUGGUUACAAUUGAGAUAUUUCGUUGUUGGCUGAGAA
Molecule: messenger RNA, 1202 nt
Organism: Cyprinodon variegatus (sheepshead minnow)
Lineage: Eukaryota; Metazoa; Chordata; Actinopteri; Cyprinodontiformes; Cyprinodontidae
Gene: tlcd5b
Product: transmembrane protein 136-like
Exons: 1
Coding region: 60-536 (158 amino acids)
Cellular component (GO): membrane
Source: RefSeq, a predicted model, not a curated record